Molecule: messenger RNA, 2148 nt
Organism: Durusdinium trenchii
Lineage: Eukaryota; Dinophyceae; Suessiales; Symbiodiniaceae
Source: the annotation of a GenBank genome assembly
AUGCCCUGGUUCGCUGGCCAGAAGCCCACUGACGCCCCGGACCCAGCGCCGCCCACCGGACCAAGCGCUGGAACGGCCGCGAGCAGCCCACGAACGGCCGCGAGCAGCGAGUGGCACCGAACUCUAACGGUGAACUUUCAGGUCGCAGAGGAAAGGCGCUUGAAAAGACAACGCCAACUGCAAGACUGUGGAAGCACUUUGGAAAUGGUCGGUGUGGACAAAAGCUGGCUUGAACGUGAGCUCCAUGCUUUGGAGUUGCAACCCGAGACGUUUGCCGCGAGGGAGCCUGAGAUUUUGGAGCAGCAGCUGGAGCAAAGUUUGAAGCUGUUGGAAAAGUUUAUUGAGACCAAGCAGUCCAGAGAUGCUUCCGCGGAGUUUGAGUGGUAUGAAACCCUCAACCAGAUGAACAGCAUCAUCGAUCGCACACAGCGACCCAGUCUGGAUGCUGCCUCCCUGGCACUGGCCAAACUGCCAGGAGCCAAGCUGGCGGGUGCGAGUCUCGUGGGUGCCGAUCUCUCCGGCGCCGACCUCGCCGGCGCCGACCUCCGCUGCGCCGACCUCCGGGGCGCCCGGCUGGGCCUGGCGACCCUGGCGGGCGCCGACCUGCGAGGCGCGGCGCUGGGCCCGGGCCAGGGCCGCGAGGCCGCCGACCUGCGGGGCGCCAACCUGUCGGAGGUGCAACUCACUGCGGCGUGUGGGUUGGAAGCGAUCUUUGAUGGAGUGUUGGUGGAGGAUGCACUUCUCUAUGGCGCAUACUUGGCCAAGGCUUCCUUCAAAGGCGCACGUAUGGACUGUUGCAACUUGGAGAAGGUGAACUUUGUUGAAGCUCGCUUUAUGCACUCCGUCCUGACGCAGAGCAGGUGCAAUGGCGCCACCUUCCUCGGAGCAGACUUGAGUCAUGCUCGUAUGGAUGGUUUGUUCUUUGCAGGUGGUGAGCUGGAGGAAUCUCUCUGGGAGCCAUCAGGCCCGCCAAGUGUAGGAGCUUUGUUUGUUGAAGAAGAAGCUUAUUUGGCAGCUCCCGUGCUGUGCAGAAGUAAACCUCAGGGAGGAGUUCUUCGACAACUGGUGAUGCUAUUCUUCGAGGAUGAAGGCGAAGAGGAGGAGGAGGACGACGAGGAAGAAGAGGAGGAGGAGGAGGGGGAAGAGGAAAAGGAGAGUCCCCCAAGCAGAGAAAACAGCGAAGAUCCUGAAGUGGAGGACCAUGGCUCCAGCGUGCCCUUGUUGUGCGCCGCAUCAGACGUGGUGAUCGAAGAUAUUGCGGUGGUGGCAGCGGACCAAGUUGAAGCGAAGGCAACUAAGAAGCUCCAAGCAGCAGUUAGCAAGGCCGAAGCGCAGAUCUCCAAGCUGGUCGCACGCGCGGAUAGCAUCGCAAAGCCUCAAGCAGAGGCCUUGCAGAAGCUAUUGACCAGCAAGAACUUUUUGAAGCUGUCAAAGCUGGAACCAGAGACGGUCGACAAGAUUGCAGAGGUCAUAUUGCAAACCAAGUCGGGCAAGAAGGUUUCCGAGACCCUGGAGAAAGUGCAGAACCACUUGCAGUCGAUCAAGGAGUCAGGUGUGGCGCCGCUGCUGCGGAACCUGGCGGAUUCGCAGCUGAAAGCGCGCACGGGCUACUCCUCGGGUCAGCUGUUGCGCAUCUUCCGGGUCUCUGCCCUCCAAAUGGCGCGCGAUACACGGGAGCUGACCAAGUUGCAGGGGUAUGUGGAGAAACUCCAGGAAACGGUGAAUGAAAACAACUGGGACGACGUCAUCGCCAGCUUCAGCUGCUUCUAUGCCUUGCAGAUGCACCUGCAGGGCGAGCGAUCCCAACAAGUCUUCCAGCUCAUUUGGAAGGAUGAGGAUUUCCGAGGAUGGAUACAGGUGGCUCAGCUUUUUGUCAAUGUGGUACCUGUGAACCAUCCACCCCCAUUGAUCAUCCACAAUGUCAAGAAGGCAGUGAAACACAUCAAAAUACAUGCUGAGACAUGGGAAAAGGCGAUCUCUAAAGAAUUGGCUGCAAUCGAACUGACUCGAACUCGCCAAUCGCAGUUCUUUGCCCUUCUGGUGUCGGCCAUUUCGGGCUUCUUCAUGUACAUAGCAACCUUUCUGUCCAGUGUAACGUUCCAGGCAUAUCAGGAUGGCAGAUUGAAGAUCCCAUACCUCUCAGAUUAG